AUGCCGGUGAAGAAUGGGUUCAAGGAGUUCGCCGACGUCGGCGGUGAGUCGACGACAGCAGGACAUCAAAACGUCACAGGCCACUGCAUCGAGGUGUUCGAUGCGGUCAUGAGCAAGAUGCCAUAUCCGGUGACCUACGAGUAUGUGCCGUUCCCCAACAGCUCCGAGUCCUACGACAACCUCGUGUCGCUGUUGCCGGAUCAGAGCGCGGACAUCGUCGUCGGCGAUGUGAUAAUCACGGCGAGCAGCCGAGCAGGAUGGGCAAGGUGGAAAUUAGCAUGCCGUUCACAGACUCGGGGUGGUCGAUAA
This is a messenger RNA of Miscanthus lutarioriparius, 309 nucleotides long. The record is from the annotation of a GenBank genome assembly. Lineage: Eukaryota; Viridiplantae; Streptophyta; Magnoliopsida; Poales; Poaceae.